Osmia bicornis bicornis is the source of this 4362-nucleotide messenger RNA. RefSeq names its product netrin receptor UNC5C-like. The transcript has 11 exons. Gene Ontology annotation, molecular function: protein binding; netrin receptor activity. The record is from RefSeq and is a predicted model, not a curated record. The coding region runs from base 568 to 3483 and encodes 971 amino acids. Lineage: Eukaryota; Metazoa; Arthropoda; Insecta; Hymenoptera; Megachilidae. Gene Ontology annotation, cellular component: membrane. Gene Ontology annotation, biological process: netrin-activated signaling pathway; motor neuron axon guidance.
AAGGGCCCCGAGGUUUCUGCGCUCCGAGUCAGUUGGCCGACAUGAGCCGCGCGCGUUGGGGCUCCCGGUGUCUGUACGCUCGUUAAGGGUGCUAUUCGAAAAACGCGAUCGUGGCGUGCGCACCGCUUCCUCGAUUGAAAUGUACGCGGAUCGAGCGGACCGCGCUUCUCGCGUACAAUUUAUCGAACUGAUCUUUGCCGAUUCUACGAUUCGAAGCGACGAGUGUAGAUAGCUUGAAGCUCGUUGAAUAAAAAAAAAAAAUAAUAGUGCGCGACCGAAGGAAGAUCGUGUGCAAACAGGGUGCGACGAACUUGCGACUGCACCAAAGGGUCAUACCGAGUGUUUGUCAGUGCAGUGGGUUCAAGUGUCACUCGACUGGAUACGCGUACGAAUUGAAACGUUCGAAGCGGCGCCGUGGAUUUUCGUGGAUCAUUGCUGAAGAGUGUAAUCCAUCAUCGAGCGGGGAGGUUCGAGGGUGAAAGUACAGUGGGCAGUGCGAGAAACUUUGACCAUCACUCACGCGUUCCUUUCGAUGUAAAAUGAACGAAUGACCGCGACACGUACGCGAUGAGGCCGAAAUCGUGUUCCCUGUUCCUGCUGUUCUGCGUGUUGCUGCCGGGCCUGGUGCGACCCUUCACAUCCGGCGAAGAAGGCGAUGACGCCGCGGAGGACGAGGAUUCCUAUCUGGAGGAGGACGACGUGCCUUCGGCUACGAUAGCCACGGACACAGAGCUGAUCUCCGAAGGGGGCCCUCAUCUCCCCGUCUUUCUCACCGAACCAGUCGAUUCUUUCGUAGUGAAAAAUAAACCGGCCACCCUGCACUGCAAGGCUGCUCACGCGUUGCAGAUCUACUUCCGCUGCAACGACGCGAGGGCGGAGGAAUCGCAGCAGCAAGACUUCGUGGAUCCCCAUACCGGGACCAGGAUAGUCGAUUGCGAGCUGAACGUAACCAGAGAUCAUAUCGAGGAGUACUUUGGCAGGGACAAGUUCAAAUGCGAGUGUGUUGCCUGGUCAGGAUCCGGACAGAUCAAGAGCCAACCGGCGACCGUCGACGUUGCUUACUUGAAGAAGCAAUUCGAGUCUCCGCCGUACUCCGUAUCGGUGGAGGCAGGCCAGAGCACGGAACUCAGGUGUCUUCCUCCUGUGGGAGUGCCACCGCCGAGAGUGUACUGGCUAAGAAAUAACGUCCCCGUCGACACGGAGUCGGACACGCUUUUAGUGUCGAGCGAGGGACACCUUUUGGUUGGCCAAGCGAAACUCAGCCAUCAGGCGAAUUACACUUGCGUCGCGGAGAACAUCGCUGCGAAAAGACUGAGCGAACCUGUCAGCCUGACGGUUUACGUGAACGGAGGAUGGUCCUCCUGGUCAGCCUGGUCCGAAUGUCAUUCGAGAUGCGCGAAAGGGGGCCAGAAGAGGACGCGAACUUGUACGAACCCUGCGCCAAUGAACGGGGGCCAACCGUGCCUGGGUCCGUCUCAGCAGAAGAUGGACUGCAACGCGGCCUGUCCCGUGGUGGACGGAGGAUGGUCCAGAUGGUCGGCGUGGUCGGUGUGCGGGACCGAUUGCACGCACACCAGAAGAAGAUCGUGCGACGAGCCUCCACCCAGCCACGGUGGCCGACCUUGCCAGGGUAGGGACAUCAGCGUGGCGAAUUGCACCGGCGGCAUGUGCAGCAGUAGCAACGCGAAAAUGGGUGGCGCGCACCUGACCGAGGAAGCGAAUCGCCAGAUGGACGUGGCUCUGUACAUCGGUUUGACUGUCGCGUGUGUGGUAAUCGGCGGGCUGGCAUUUUUCUUAGCGAAGCUUCUGAGACGCAAAGGUCGGGACCAUUCCCUUUACUCCAUGGCUCGUAACGAAUUCCAGCCGGAGUUCUUCCCGGACCAGGACAAGAAGCUGAGCCUGCAACCGGACGUCACGGCGACGAGCGUACCGGCCUGCUACGAGUAUCCUUUCGACCCGAAGCUGUCGAUGUCGAGAUCCCUCUCCGAGCACCAUUACGACGUCCCACACCUCUCGAUCGCCCCUCAACCGUCCCCAAUGUCGCCGACGCCCAGCACCUCGACCCAGGAGUCCUGCAGCGACAAGCAGAUCCACUCCGACUGCGAGAACAGCGUCACUAGCUCCUACCCUUCCUCCGAUUCCACGUACAACGUCGCCUCGGAGAGCGUACGACUGCAGAAGCUCGAGACCGGAAACGUGGCCGGCGCUGCGGUGAACACGCGCGGUGCUCUCCUGGUGCUCCCGGACGCGGGGAUCUCGAUGUCGGUGCCCGAGGGAGCCGUGCCGAAACCACUCAGAGAGGAACUCUACUUGGCAGUGCUGAACGAGGAUCGCUUUAGGCCUCGAUUACCCGAUGGUAUCACGCAACUAUCCGCGGUGGUGACGUGCGGCCCCUCGUCGGCGACCUUCAACAAACCUGUGAUCCUUCAAUUCGAGCACUGCGCGAUGCUACAUCCAGCCACGUGGGAGCUGAGCGUCUGGGCGUGCGACGGUCUCAGCGUGGAGGACGGAACGGCGAUCGCAUCCGCCAAGGAUCACCAGUCGAUUACGUGGACCAGGGUGUUGACGUUGGGUAACGAGACGAUCAACACGCCGUUGUUCACGCAGCUGGAUCACGCGGAGGCGUUCAUCGUUACCGAACAGCUGAGAGGUUACGUUUUAGCCGGACAGAGUUGCGAGAACGUGAUCGCUACUAAGAGAUUGCGACUGGCACUGUUCGCCAGUCAAGCUGGCCAAUGUUGCGUCAGGGUGUACGCGGUGGAGGACACGAAGGCCGCGAUGAAGGCGAUCGUCGACAGGGAAUCUCAAACUAGGGGUUACCUUUUGGACAAACCACGGACAUUGCUGUUCCAAGACAACGGUGAAUCGUUGUGCGUCAGCCUGGAGGAAGUUGGCAACGAGUGGCAAAGUAAAUCGCCGACGGAACGGCAAGAAAUCCCGUUCAGGGACGUGUGGAAUUGUUUGGAGAACACGAAACACGUGACAUUCGGGUUGGACACAGCGUUCGGGCCUAGUAGCAGCCGAAGUUACAAACUGCAGGUGUCGCAGGGUAACUCGGACACCAGGCAGGUGUUCAGGAUCGUGUACGACGGCGCGAAACAAUUGAUCUCAUCCGGAAGCGUGACCAGACCGUUACGAGAGGUGACCGUGGUCAGCAGCGGGCAUGCUAAUAACGCGACCACAGACUCGACCACCUUGAGACCGUUUCGGUUUACCAGGUCCCUCAGGAAGCAGCUAUGCCAGUGUCUAGAUCCGCCGAACGCUUUGGGCAACGACUGGAGAAUGCUGGCGCAGAGGCUUCAAGUUGACAGGUACAUCAACUACUUCGCGACCAAGUCCAGUCCGACGGAGCACAUUCUGGACCUGUGGGAGGCGAAGCAUCACGAGCCAACCGCGGUGACCGAUCUGUUGAAUCAUCUUCGCGUGAUGGGCAGAACGGACGCGGCUACCAUUUUGGAGGCGCAACUCGGUCCCUGGCUUUGAACGAUCGAAACACUAGACGGCUUAGGACUCGUAUCCUUCGGUGAGUGAAAGCCCAAGAACGAUCAGUGAAUCAGUGGGUGACCGUACGUUCAACGGGUGGAACUUUGUUCGAAAGUGAAACUGAAACUGGUUGGCCAACGGAGAAACACGAGUGUUCUCCGGACGAAUCUCAUCGAAACACUGCCUUAAUCGUGCGGGACUGUCUCUCGCGACAAUUCUCUUUCCUUGUACAUAGAAAACUUCCGGUUGUAAGAUUGAACGUUGCUCGAGUGGCACGGUUUGAGCCGCGGGGAAUUGGAUCUACCUAAUUAAUCGUGAACGAAGUAAAUUAGAGACUGUGCAUUUAGAUGGGUAUAUAUGUGUACAUAAGUGAUAAGGAGCUGGCGAGCAGAUGCAAAUGGAUUAUUAUCCAUUUAGAUGCAUGUUUAUAUAAAUAUAAAUAUAUAUAUAUAUAUAAUUAGAUAGAUAGAUAGGUAGAGGCGAUGUAAGAGGAAGGAGAUGAAAGAAAAAACGAACAGAAGGUAAAACGAAACUCGUUUUUUAUCAAUUUGUUAUACGAACGCACGAGGCACACGCGAGUGGCCAAUGGUAUUCCUGGAAGGAUCAUCGUGCCAAAAUUCUCACUCUCGGUUUCUCGACUAGACGAACGACGUUUACGUUCAUGUUUCUAUUCGGAUGUUUGUUGAAACGAGCCCUUGCGCUUUCUUUCGUGCACGUCGACAAUACACGCACCGCGUCGUGAACAGACGCGGCUCGAUCGCGCAGAACCUACCCUAUUUCACGACAAAUCUGAUGAUUUUUAAAUCGAUCCAAGAUUUUUAUUUGGAAGAAUUGUAUAUUUGUUACUUUCGACGAAUAAAAUAUUCUUGUAUACCUCGA